UUCUGCUUUUGUGUUUUAUUUUUAACGAAAUUCUGGUUUGUAUUUUUCCUGUAUUUUUCUGGAAAUUCUGAUUUGUAAUUGUAUUUACUUUAUUAAAAUUCUGAUUUGUAUUUCUGAUUUUCCUUUUAAAAUUCUGGUUGUAUUUUUCGCAAGCUUUUACAGAAUUCUGGUUUGUGUUUAUCUUUUAACUAAAUUCUGAUUUGUGUUUUUCAUGUAUUUUUCCUGAAAUUCUGAUUUGUAAUUUCUGGUUUCUGGUUUUGUAUUAUAAUUAGUUAUCUUUACUUUUAUGCUUUUCUGUUUUGUAAUUCUGAUUUGUAUUUUUGUGUACUUUUAAGUUGUUUUGUUAAAAUUCUGAUUAUAAUUUUUAAUUCUGAAAAAAAUUUAACUAGCUACUAACUAUACUUACUGAAACUUGAAUUUUAUUUUAAAAACUUGGAGUUUUUCCCCUGUAAUAAAGCUCUAACCUAUUCUUUUCUUAAUCAAGCUUAUGAUUUAUUUUCUUUUUCUGGAUUAAAAAUACAAACUUAUAAAAUAAUUUUUUUACAAAUCUCCCUCCAUCAUUUUUUAUUUCACCGAUCACGUCAUACACAAAUUCCAACAAAAACUAUUCCCCUCUUUGGUUCGCCCAAUAUAGCUCUUGCGCAAAUUCCUAGGUAAAUAUACAAUAUAGCCUUGUAAACGCCCAAAAAAGGGGAAAAGGGGAAAAGAUGUUUAGUAAGUUUUAACUUUAUGUGAUUCAACGUUUUGCGCAAUUCAUUUUUAAAUUUUUUGUUGAAUAUGCGUAAAUGAAGGGGGAUGAUUAAGAAAAAGACUAAAAGAGUGGAACACAUCAAGAAAAAAAUUUUUUCCCCCUAAACUUAUGGCCGUAGACAUAAAUAAAUAAAAUUAAUAAAAAUAGAAAAAGGGAGGCGAUAAUUAAAAAAUUGUGAAAAAAGUGUGUAGAAGGAACUAAAUUUAUGCUUAGGAAUGUGAUUUUAACUAUACGCCCCUUUAUUAGAAUUUAACUAUAAAAGAAGGUAGAAUGUGGGGAGAAGAACAGUCUCGACUAAUUUCUAUAAAUAAACUUUAAAUAAAACUACAAUCUUAAAAAUAAUUUACAAACUUAAAAAUAACAACAUAAAAUAAAAUUACAAUUUGUAAAAAAAUAAACUUGAAAUUACAACAUUACAAAUUUUGUAUUCAAGUUUGUAAUUAAAAUAAACUUAAACAGCCUAUUUUGCAACUUAACUACAAAUUGUAAAAUAAAUAAACUUGUCCCCAACUUUUCAACUUAACUUCAAGUCUGCAAAAAAUAAAUAAACUUGCUUCAAGUUUGCAAAAAUAAACUUCAAGUUUAAACUUAACAACAAGCUUAUAAACUAAAUAAACUUGCUUCAAGUUUGCGAAAAUAAAUAAACUUGUUUCAAGUUUGCAAUAAUAAAAUUCAAGUUUUAACAACAACAACAACAAGAACAAAAAUGCUCAAAAUACAAUUACAAAAAGCUUUACAUUUCGCAAAAUCAAAAUUUACAAUUACAACAAAAGGAGUUGACAAAAAUUGUGUGGACAGGAAAAGCAGCAGAAUGGCUAUAAUUUACCCAGUGGAUGAACAAUUAAUUUUAAAAACAACAAAAAACUCAAAAAAUCAAAGGUGUCAGAAGAAAAAUAGAAAGGAAGAAAAUGAAGAAGAAAAUAAUAAUAUUUUUUACAGCAAUUUUUUAAUUUAUCAUUUAAAUUGA
Meloidogyne enterolobii is the source of this 1718-nucleotide messenger RNA. NCBI's taxonomy places the organism in Eukaryota, Metazoa, Nematoda, Chromadorea, Rhabditida, Meloidogynidae. The record is from the annotation of a GenBank genome assembly.